Messenger RNA from Brassicogethes aeneus, 2275 nucleotides. NCBI's taxonomy places the organism in Eukaryota, Metazoa, Arthropoda, Insecta, Coleoptera, Nitidulidae. The record is from the annotation of a GenBank genome assembly.
CGGUGAGCAAUAUUUCCGGUCGGCUUUUUUCAAUGGAUGACUCCCUUGUGUUGUGUCAAAGUGUUUUAUAACGUUUUGCUUAAGUAAUUGCGCCUAAGCAAAUUAGAAUUCAUUGGAAAACCCGUCUAACCCUGUUACUUGAACAGGGCAACAUUUCGUGAGUGAUAUUUUUUAAAUAGGACUAUAACAAUGCCUUCUGCUGCAUCUAAUGUCAAAGUAGAAAAACAAAUAAGUGAUAAUGCCCUCGCUGAUAAUUCUACGCCUUUGCGGCAAGCGAUUACGGUGAUAGAACAUAAAAUUAGGAAUUUAGAGAAACGAAAGUCAAAAUUAGAAUCAUAUAAGGAAUUGCAAAAUGCCGGAAAAACCUUAAAUGAUGAUCAAAAGACUGCUGUAGCCAAAUUCAAUGAAGUUAUUCAGACCUUGGAUUUUGCUAGGGACUUAUGUAAACAAUUUAUUGGAAUUGUGGCUGUAACUGAAAAAGAAGCAAAGAAACAGGCAAAAAGAGAAGCAGCCCUCAAAAAUCAAGCAGAAUUGGCGAGACUCAGGGAAAUUCUACUGGUUCAAGAUGCUUUAAAUCAAAUGGGAACUGAAAAUGUAAGGGAUGACUUUCUCAAUGGAAAAAAUGGUGCAGCUCAACUAACCGAAUCUGAUCUCAAAUUGUUGGACGACUUGUACCCGGCUGUGACACCGAAACACGAGGCAGGCAACCCGACCGCAUUUACGAACGAAGUGCAAGCGGCGGCCGAGCAUUUGCUCGCCGUCGUCGACGGCAAACCGAAGGAAAUAUUUGGCGGCACCUACUGUCAAAUCAAAGAAGUGCUCGGCAAAAUUCACGAGAGCGGAUACUUUGAUCAAGCCCAGGUGUAUGAAUGUUAUGAGGAGCCCGCCGCGGAGAUGGAACAGCAGCCCGAAGGACAGCCGCUCGAUUCCGUCGCCGCCGAACAACCCAUGCCACCCCACGCUGACCUCGCCCACCAGAUCCCCAUCGAAUCUCUGAGCAUCGAGCAGCAAGUGCCCGUGCAGCAGCAAAUGCCGCCGCAAGCCGUUCACGCCGCCCCCCCACACCAACCGCAGCACCAGGUGAUGGAGCAGCAGCCGCCACCAAGUGCGCCGCCUCAGGUGCAGAUGGAGCAGUUGGCGCAGCAUCCGCAACAAGAGAUGUACCAUCAGCAGCAGGUGCCUCCUCUGCAGGUUGUGCAGCAACAACCACCAAGGCCCAUCACUGAGAUGCUUGGCACUGGAAGCUUCUUCUUUUUGCAGGAGUCCGAAAUCGACCCUCAGGAACAACAGCAGCAGCAGCAGCAGCAAAUCCCGACGCAAACGUACACCAACCAGCAGCAAUUCGUGCCUGGCAUGCACAUGCCGCCGCCACUCCAGAUGCCGCAACACUUUCAGCAACCGCCCCACGUCGGCAACAUGCCGCCCGCGAUGGGCAUGCAGCCGCCGCUCCAGCAGCAGCAGCAGCAGCAGGCGCCCGCGCAGCAGCCGACCCCCGUCGCGAUCAGCAUGCAGAAGAACGGCAACAUGAUCGAGGAGCGGGACGACAGCCAGAGCGACGUUGCGCAGCACAACGGCAACCAGAAGUACCCGCCUCACCAGAGGAACCAGAACUACUACCAAAACAACGGCUACCCCAAGGACAACUACAACAACAAAGACUACAAGGACAAUUACAACCAACGGUCCAGGCAGAGCAACAGGAACGGAAACUCUAAACCUCAAAAUAGGCAUUAAUCUAACUUUCUCUCGAUUCCUUUUUUUUAAAUUAAGUUGAUCUUUUCCUGGCAUGUAUUAUCAAAAUGCAUCAUCAAAAUUUUAAAUUUAAACUCGUCUACUGAAUUAAUAUUGGAAUGCUUUAAAUUCCAAGUUUUUGUGGACUCACUUUUAAAGCAUUCCUCACAAUAAAACAAUUCUUUAGAGUGUUGAAGGGUAAAAGCACAAUUUAUUAAUUUUGAUGGGUAAAAUAAGAAUUAACAAUUAUUUCUGUUGAAAGAUUUGAUUUUUUGUACAUUUGUCAGUAUAAGUCGAGUUCUAGAUAGAGACUAAAACAUCCUGGAAAACUGUAUAAACCAAUGUUAUAGUUGAGGUUAUAAUAAAAUAAGUCAACAUUAUUUAAUUCUAUUUAGGGCUUUAAUCUAAUCCAAGUUAUUGGAUUAUUUUAAUAUCAAUUUGGCUUUACUGUAUUCCUUUAGUCUCUUAUUUUAAUAUAACUUUGGAAAAUAAAAUUAUAUGGCAUCUGAAUAUGAUUGUUUUUAUUUUAAGUCCUCUAUUGUAC